Messenger RNA from Pygocentrus nattereri (red-bellied piranha), 2080 nucleotides. It is a transcript of the gene got1l1, whose product is annotated as glutamic-oxaloacetic transaminase 1 like 1. The record is from RefSeq and is a predicted model, not a curated record. The transcript is spliced from 8 exons. Lineage: Eukaryota; Metazoa; Chordata; Actinopteri; Characiformes; Serrasalmidae. Gene Ontology annotation, cellular component: cytosol. The coding region runs from base 96 to 1328 and encodes 410 amino acids. Gene Ontology annotation, molecular function: L-aspartate:2-oxoglutarate transaminase activity; pyridoxal phosphate binding. Gene Ontology annotation, biological process: L-aspartate biosynthetic process.
UGCAGGAACGUGUGCCUGUAAACUGCGCCUCCGUUAAUAAUUCGUUAUAAUUUCAAGGCAGAUUAGUGGCGUAACUUCCCGGCGCGACAAAAGCAAUGUCUUCCUCGCUUUCCGCAUUUAGCGACACCCCCAUGGCCACAAUAAACACGGAGGUGAAGCUUUUGGCAGCGUUCAGGCGAGACUCCCACCACGACAAGGUUUACCUCGCCGGGAGGGAGUACGUGGGCGAAGGUGGUCAGGCCUCAGUGCUUCCUCUUAUCUGGAAAAUCAAGCAGCAGAUUGGUGCAGACCCAACUCUUCAUCCAGAAUAUCCAUCUCCGUUGGGCCUUCAAGAAUUCUCCAGGAGAGCUACGGAGCUGGCCUUAGGCAGGGACAGCAGUGCCCUUGUGGAAAACAGGGUUGUCGGAGUGCAGACGGUGGGCACCGCUGGAGCAGUGCGUCUGGGAGCCGAGUUACUGAAGCACUGCUCAUCCUGGAAUGGUCCUGUUCUUCUCUCCUCUCCAUGUGAUGAGUCACUACCACACAUCUUUGAGGCAGCAGGAGUCAGAGACGUCCAGCACUACCGAUACUGGGAUGGUGAGCAUCGUGGGGUGUCCAUGGAGAAGAUGCUAGAGGACUUGGAGAAGGCCCCAGAACAAAGUGUGGUGGUCCUGUAUGCAGCGGGACACUAUCCUACUGGAGCUGAUCUUUCCCAGGAGGAAUGGAAAGGAGUGAUUGACGUCCUUGUGAGGCGUCGGCUCCUGCCAUUCCUCCUGCUGCCUGCUCAGGGCUUGUGCAGUGGGGAUGUGGAGCUUGAUUCAUGGGCUUUGAGAUAUUGUGUGUCUCUGGGGCUGGAGCUGCUGUGUGCACAGUCUUUCUCUCACAGUUUCGGCCUCUACGGAGAAAGAGUGGGCCACCUGCUCUGUGUUCUAAAGGAGAACUCCAAUCAGCUGGCUGUCCAGUCGCAGGCAGAGAAGAUCAUUCAAACGCUCUGGUCCCGACCACCAGUAGAAAGCGCCAGAGUGGUGACCACAGUGCUUAGCAAUCCUGCUCACCUAGUUGAAUGGCAGGAGGGGUUGAAGGGCACAGUGGAGAGAUGCAUGCUGAUGCGCGAACGUCUCAGAGAAAAGCUGCGCCUGAUUGGAAGCCCAGGCAGCUGGGAACACUUGAUAAAGCUGGGAGGCCUCUUCUGCUGCAUUGGACUUACUGUUCAACAGGUUGAGUUCCUGCUGAAGCGGAAACACAUUUACGUGCUACCGGGUGGCUGUUUGAAUGUGAGUGCCAUCAACAGCCGCAAUCUCGACUACGUGAGCGAAUCCAUUCAUCAGGCACUGACCUCACAACCCUGAACUUGGAUGGCGUCAUGCAGCGCAGAUGGAUCUUUCUGCUCAAUUUCUGCUGUGCUGCUUAAUUAGAGUUACAUAGAUAGACGUCAGCAGAUAAGACAGGGCAUCUAUAUGAAGUAUACACUCACUGACCACUUUAUUAGAUCUGAAAACUUUAUAUUUGGCUUCAUUUGUAAAUGAUGAGGUCCUGGGACACUACAGUGAUGGAUCUGGCAGGUCGAUGGGCCAGGAAGGGGUCCCAGUAACAGUAACAGUAUCUCUUUUCAUAAAAAUCAGUUCAUAGUACGUCAACCCAGGUCAGGUACUCCAGGAGGCAUCCACUGCUUGAAACAGGGUGUUUAUGCAUAUGAACAACACUGUCAGUAUGUUAAUGAUCUGUAUAAACUUUGGUUUUUCACUUUGAGACAUUUUCUGCUUAAAGUUCUACGGAGUUGCUCUCCACUCCCUUGAGUUUUUAGAAAGCAAGUUAAAAUGUGAAAUAUAUACAUGCAAGUUGUGUAGAAGUUAUGAUUGAUGUUUUGUAUAUUCACCAUUUUUCACCAUAAUUCAGCUGUUGAGAUGUAAAUUCAUGUCAUGGCACAAGAUGAUACAGCAAGCUAUUUUUAGUUAACCUUUCCUCAUCUUGCCAUGUUAUAUACACUGAUCAGACAUAACAUUAUGACCACGUCCUUGUUUCUACGCUCUUUGUCCAUUUUAUCAGCUCCACUUACUGUAUAGCUGCACUUUGUAGUUCUACAGUUACAGACUGUAGUCCA